AAUUUUCACUGCUUGUUGUUUUUGCCGAAGGGCAAGAUCAAUGAAAUUGCCAAUAACUCAUGGUUGUCUACCACCACCAAGGGAAUCAAAGGUUUCGCUUUGCUCCCAACUUGUGCAUUAAAGGAAAAUACCGAUGUUAUGGAGCUGUUCGUGUCCCAUAAUGUUGAAAUUCUUACCAGUGACAAUUGUGCACCUUUACAAGAAGCCAUUGCACGCAAAGAUGUUGAUACUUUAGAAUUGAUUGUUGAAAGUGAUUUAAAAGAGCAUUCAGCCUCUGGGAGCUUUCUUUUCCCUUUUCCUGUCUGUAUCGCAGGUGGUGCGUACGAUUAUGAAAGAGUCCAGUUACUUUUUGGUAAGGAUGCAGGGGUCUAUCGAGGUCUUCCUGCUCUUGAGUCUCAUGAUCAGCCAAUUAUCGACAAAAAUAAUACUGAAAUCAUGGAGAAGCUUUUAAAUACUUCAGUCAAUCUGGGAGUCAGAAGUAGUGGCGGUAGAACACUAAUGCAUAUUGCUGCCUGUGCGGAUGAAGUCAUUCUAAUCAAUUUACUGUUAAAGUAUGGAUUUGACAUAGACGUACAGGACCAGUACCAUUGCACACCUUUACUUCUAGCUUCCGAAAAUGGUCAUAUAUCAACAAUUUCUUUGCUCGUGGAAAGAGGGGCAGCUGUGAAUGCACAGGAUGAAUCUGGUAUGACAAGUUUGCACAUUGCUUGUCGUCAGAACAAUUUUGAGCUAGCAAAAAUCCUCCUUGAUAAUGGUGCUGAUGUAAACUGCAAAACUAAGAAAGGAUUCACACCCUUGCAUUUUGCAAUUCAUUUUAGUGAACUCAAAGAACAACCCUCUCUGAACAGUCCUCCGAACAAUGAAAACCAAGGUGUAGUGUCACAUGCUUCAACAAAUACAAACAGCUUGGAAUGGGAUUUAAAGUUGACAAUUGAGCUUUUGAACAGAGGUGCCUUCAUUAAUGCUAGUGCUUCUCUCGGUUCCACAGAAGGUUUCACACCGUUAGUUUUAGCUGUUGAUAAAGGAGUACCAAAAAUAAUUCAGUGUCUUCUAGAGUGGGGUGCUGAUGUUAACAUUCCAUGUUAUGGGAACUUGAGUUUCCUCAAAAUCUUCCUUGAUGCUUGUAAGGAGUAUCCAAGCAGCUUUUCUGACUGUGCAAGAACUCUAAUUCCUGAUAUUUUAAAAUGCAAGCCUGAUUUAAACAACAAAGCAAGUAGAGAAGCUCUAACGCAAGGUAUUCUGCAGGAUAAUAUUUCAAGUGAAAUCACUUCAUUGCUUUUGCAGUAUGGGUUCACCGUAAAAGAGGAAUUAAGUUUCUCAUUUGACCUAUUACAUUUUGCUCUUCGUGAAAAUCACAUUAACAUUGUCAAAGAACUUCUGAAUUCUGGUGUUAGUGCAAAUGCUGUUUAUCAGUACGUUCACUUUUAUGUUGAAGAUUACGAGUAUGAGAGAAGGAAGACGACGCCCCUUCUAACCGCUAUCGAGAAUCAUAACAAUGAAAUUGUCAGAUUCCUUGUUGAUUCUGGAGUGGACAUCUUUUACGAUGACUUUGCUCCAAAUAACUUGGAAUCACCCUUACGCACUGCCUGUCAGGAAUCAAAUGGAGAGGCUGUCAAAAUUCUUCUCCAGAAGAGCUUUGCUUUAGGCAGUGUAAGCUGGAGGACUAGCAAUCUGAUAGCGUUGAUGCAUAUAGACGAUGAGGAAAUGAUCAAAGAAGCUGUGUGUGGAUGGAUCAAUGAAGGACUGGCAGGUUUCUUGUCGGAACAUAUUCCACUCUCUGCUGAAUAUGGUUCCUCCAACAUGUUGAAGGAGCUAAUAAAGUUAGGUGGCUGUAUUGAUUCCAGAGAUUGGAAAGGGAAAACAGCUCUUCAUUAUGUAUCCAAUAGAAAUUGCAGUGAAAUUGUGGAGCUGCUGAUCAAAAAUGGUGCGGACAUAGAGGCCAAGUGUUUUCACGGACUGACCCCGAUCUCCCAUGCUGCUAAACGUGGAGAUAUAGAAGUCGUUUUGGAACUUCUGAAGUAUGGGGCUAAAAUCAAUCAAUUUGAUACCUAUGACUGCUGUACUUUACAGUAUGCUGUGUCAAACUUUGAUUCGGGAAUUUUGGAAGCUCUUCUGCGCCAUGCUUUCACCGAUUUUCAACUAAUCUGCAGCACGGAAAUCUUGGAAUUUUUAAGCUUCUCCAAUAUUUCAACUGUCAAGAGCAUCGGAGAUAUUUCUUACUUUGAUUUUACGUACGAGGAUAACAAAGAUAAAUUUCAGAAUUUAACCAAGUUCUUAUUGUGCUUUUUAAUGGAAAUGAAAGCAGCAUUUCCGGAUGAAGAUGAUCUUGCCGAUUUUGUAGCUCGAUCAGUUGAACCUGCCCUUCAGUUAUUUGGGGAUGAUGAUUUACUCGCAGAUAAGUAUGAUAUUGGAGAGAUAGCAGUGGAUGUGUCUGAUCUGAUGGAAAAGAAUAACUUGGAAAUCAACAGAUUGAAGAUGCACAUCAUCGAUUCCACUAGUAUAAGUCUAUACGACAUCCUCACCAAAGAUAUGUCGCAAUUGGCUCGUUAUGCCAGAAAUCAGAAAUUAGUCAAUAGUCUCCACAUGGAAGAUCUAGAAAAAGAAUUCCCUAUUUAUGGCAGUGUUAUUUCACACAGAAUGAAGAACGGAGUUUUCAGAAGAAAACUUCUAGAUCAAAUUGUCAAAUUAUGUCCGUUGCUCUUCAAGGAGUUCAACAUGUUACCGGGUGAUAUAAAAGAGAAAAUUUUUGACUACCUGGCUAAUGGCGAUUUAGAAGUUUCAAUCCAUGCAUGUCAAAGAAUUGCUACUGCUCAAGGGAUUACAGCAAUCUCUCUCCCUAGAACUAUGACGGAGGAAAGUACCAAAAUAUUCUGCAUACAUUGCUUAUUGUUCAUACCCAAAGGGAAAGCUGGUGAAAUUACUAUCGGUUCAUGGACAUCUUCAACUGAAGAAACGAUCAAAGGCUUUGUGUUGCUUCCAGCCUCUGUAGUUGCCGAAGAUACUGAAGUUGUGAAGUUGUUCACCCGCAACGAUAUCGAAAUACUUACCAGCCACAACUGCACUCCGUUACAACAAGCCUUAAUACUCAAAGAGGUGGACACUCUAGCCCUGAUCAUCGAAAGUGAAUCAAGCAAGAACGUUUUCAAUUCAGAGGUAACGCCUUUUUUCCCAGUCUCCGUAUCUGGUGAAGAUUAUGAUUACGAGCGAGUCCAAUUACUUUUCGGUCGUGAUGCAGCCGUCUAUCGAGGUACGAAGCCCAGUCCCAAUUCAAGUACAAUUGUUGAUGAAAGUAAUGAAGGUACCAUGGAGAAGGUCCUAAGUACUUCAACUGAUCUAGGAUUUAGAAGUAGCACUGGCGAUGUAAAUUUGAUACAUUUUGCAGCCCGCAUUGGUGAUAACCUUUUGACCCAUUUGCUGUUAAAGUAUGGUGUCAGUAUAGAAACAUGUGACCUCAGCAAAUACACACCUUUACUAUUAGCUUGUUUAGAGGGUCAUGUAGCAACUGUCUCCUAUCUUCUAGGUGAAGGAGCAAAUGUGAAUGCACAGACCAAUUCAGGCGAGACGGGUCUUAUCUUAGCUUGUGAAGCGAACAAUUUGGAAUUAGCAAAGCUCUUACUCAACAGAGGUGCAGAUGUUAAUUUAAGAAAUAAUAAUGGAUUUGUGCCUCUGCACUUUGCAAUUUACAACAGUGAAAUCAAAGUUGAUCCAUCUGAACCCUCCAUUGUAGAGGACAAUGGCAACGGUACUGCUAAUUUUUCUUCAAACACAGAUGACUUUAGAAUGGAUACAAGUCUGAUACUUGAACUACUUGAUAGAGGUGCCUUUGUCAAUGCCUCUGCCUCUUACUGCCAUACAGAAGGUUUGACACCUCUAGUUUUAGCUGUUGAGUUGAUGGACCUGAAAAUGAUCAGGUGUCUUCUAGAGCGAGGCGCCGAUGUCAACAUACCUUGUUACGGUGACCAGUCUGUUCUGAAACUGGCUGUUGAUUUUUGUCUGGCUGCAUCUGGUGCCUCCCAAUCAAAGGAUGUUAUCGCAGAGAUCAUGAAGCAUAACCCUGAUUUGAACAGUAAAGCUAAUCAACAGGCUUUCAGUAAAGUUGUACUUAGAGAAGAUGAUACCUCUAUUAAAAUAGCACAAUUGUUUUCUCAGAAUGGGUUUAACGUAGACAGAAAUUGUGAUUUUACCAUUGAACUGUUACACAAAGCUGUAGGUAAAAAUUACAUCAAUGUCGUUAAAAAACUCCUCGAAUCUGGUGUCUCGGCAAAUUCAGUCUAUCUACAUUCAUUUCCCAAUCCCACUUGGCAUGAUUUUGUUUGUGUGAAAGCAACGCCUCUCAUUAUUGCUAUUGACAAUCAUCACCAUGAUAUUUUGCAGUUGCUUGUCGAUUCUGGAGCGGACUUGACUUUUACAGACAAGGACCUUGGGUCAUUGACUUCACCCAUGUGUGCAGCUCGUAAAGCAAAAAAUUGGACAGCCGCUAAAAUCCUUCUUCAGAAAAAGAUGUCCUCGGACGAAGCUGACAUCAACCGUGACAAUUUAGAAGCACUCAUGCGUAUAGAUGAUGAUGAAAUGAUGAAAGAGGCCAUACAGAGAUGGGUUGAAAGAGGAUUAGCUGGUAUGUUUUCGGAGUAUAUUCCUCUCUCAGCCAAAUGUGGCUCCAUCAAGAUGUUAGAAAAGUUGAUUGAGUUUGGCCCCUGUAUCGAUUCCAGAAAUUUAAAAGGAAUGACAGCUCUCCAUUGUGUAUCUGAUAGCAAUGGCGAAGAAGUUGUUAGGCUACUAAUCAAGUAUGGAGCAGACAUUGAAGCCAGGUGUUUCAAAGGGCUAACACCACUAGCUCAUGCAGUCAGAAGAGGAGACUUGAACGUCGUUAUGGAGCUCUUGAAGUAUGAGGCUAGGAUCGAUUCUUUUGACAAAUAUGGUUACUCGCCUUUAUACUACGCCGUAUUACAAGAUAAUAUAAGAAUCUUUGAAGCUCUUCUGGAGUAUGCCUUUACGAAUUUUCAACUUAUCUGUAGCACUGGUAUUCUGAAAUUUCUCCGUUUCUCUGACAUUUCACAAUUGAAGCAAAGCGGAGACAACAAUGUGCUCUAUCAUUAUGAUAACGUCAGAGUGAAGUUGCAAAACUUGACAAAAAUGUUAUUAUGCUUCUUGAUGAAAAUGAAAGCAGCAUUUCCGGAUGAAGAGAAUCUAGUCAAGUUCGUAGCCUGGACCUCACCGUGCCUUUCAGAACCAUCCCUUCUGUUACUUGAAGCGGAAAACUUAAGUAAAUUCAAAUAUGACAUAGGGUAUAAUCCUGUAGAUGUGGUUGACCUAACGGAAAAACUUGACCAAGAAAUCAAUCAACUGAAAAUGCGAAUCAUAGAUUACACAAGUGUAAGCCUGUAUGAUAUACUCACCAAAGAUGAAACGCAACUAAGUCACUACGCCAGAAACCAGAUCCUUGUGGAGAGUUUUAUAUCGGAAGAUCUUGAAAGUAAAUUUCCCUCGUAUGCUCAUGUUAUUUCAUGUAGGAUGAAGAGAGGAAUGUUUAGGAGAAUGCUUCUCGAUCAAAGCAUAAAACUGUGUCCCUUACUAUUCAAGGACUUUGACAUUUUACCUAGCGAUAUGAAAGAACAAGUCCUGAGCCACUUAAUGAAUAAAGAUUUAGAAGUUUUAAUUAAUGCUUGUUCAAGUAUUGCUGCUUCUCAAGAGAGGGGAGAAGACCCUGCUGCCAGUUAAACAAAAUACUUUAGAUUUUUUUGAAUUUAUCAGCCGAAAACCAACGGACAUCUCAUCUAGGAAGGCACCCUCUAAGUUUAGAAGAUCAACUUAUUUUUUAUUUUUUUUUUAUUUUAAUUUAAAAAAUGUCCAGUAAAGAACAGUUAUCAACGGCAAUGUCUCACUUUUUAAAGAAGUUCUGCCAUUAAUUUUUCUUCCUCAGCUGUGCCUGUUCAGUCAUUUAAAGUUCCAAUUAAUACUUUUUGUUUAAGUUCUUAAAAUUGAAACCUGCAGUUUUACUCUUACAGUACUACUGUCAUUUGUAUUUUUAAGUCUCUUGUGACUCGCAAAAUAUUGCUUUCGGAUAUGCAACGUCUUAAAAUUUAAAAUUUUUUUUUGUAAUAUGCUUUUACAAAUGCAAACCAUCCAUCAAGAGUCAACAGUGUGUUUCAGUCUGUCAAAUAUUCGGCCAGAAAAAUUAGAGGGUGUCGUGUGAAUUUUUUUUCCACCUCUCUUAAUUCUGAAGUUGACUUUAUUUCAUCAUUGUUGUCAAAUGAUAACAAUCUUGUAAUCACAUGUUACUUCAUUUUCUGCUUUAAUUGUUGAGUAAAACUUGAAUUCUACCAUCUCAAAACCAUUUUGAAAGCUGCCUGCAUCUUUUUCAAAUUUCUUGCAGUUUGUGCUGAAAACCAUCAAAUAUUUUAAACAUUGAUAUCUUCCAUGAAAUGAAUCUUGAACUUACCGUGUGCAUCAUUUGUUUAUCAUAAUCAAUGAGAAACCACUGUUAAAAGAUCAACCUCUGGCCCCUCUAAAGUGUAGGUUUCAGUAGAGUUGUAUACAUUCAGUCAUUUUACUUCCUUGUUCUUUCUUCUGCUUUUUGUACCUUAAUACUAAGAAUUGUUUUUUAUUUUGAUAACCUUUUGAAUGUUUAUGUUAAAUUUAGUUAGUGUGAUCGACUGUGACUGCAAUGGACCGCUAGACGAGGUUCAAGUCAAAGCUAUAUGAUAAAUAGCUAUGUUUAUGCGAGGCUCGAAACCCGAGUUUGUAAUACGAGUUUCCUUCGUUGGAUUUAGGCGGUUGCUGUAACCUGACUUUCGCAGGAAAUCAAUCUUUCCGAUUUUCUCGCAGUUUGUGCGCAUCAUAUUUUCGAUCGAACUUGAAUUUCAUGUUUGUCCCUUUUUUCACAACCUAUACUAAAUUUAUCGGCUAUGAAUUAAUUUUUAAUAAUAUAUUAUUACUCUUUUAUCUCGUGUAUCUUCCACAAUACAUGCGAGGCUUCAUCUUCACUAGAAAAACCUUUACUGACUUUCUGAGGAAUCAUUGGAAAAAUGACAAUGGAUGUUUAGUUAAAUAAUUUCAUGUUCAUUGUUAAAAAUUGACUAAAUCAGGAUAAAUAAGCCACAUACGACUUAAUGAAUUACGCUAAAUUGCUUUAACAACAAUUACUAAAAUUAUGAUAACAAAAAAUGUUGAUUAAUGGCAAAAUUGGAACGAAAUAGUGAAAAAAGCACCAGUUGUUUACAAAUGUUGGAUAACAUGUCAUGUCGUCAUGUUACCGAUCGUCCACCCGAAAAUAGCAUUUCAAGUUGAAUUUCAACCUCCAGUUCUUUUAUGUGGAAUGCAAAAACCUAAUCUUUAGUGUAAAUUAAGGUUUCAAACACAAAUUUAGGAAACCUAAAUUUCGUUAGUUCCGCAUCGUUUAUGCCGUGAUUUGAACCUAGGUUCCAAACUCAGGUUUCGAUUGAAGUUAGGUUUAGAGCCUCGCAUAAACAGAACUAAUGUUUUCUUGUGAAAAUCUCUUGAAAGGACAAUAAUAAUUACUGAAAGUAGUUCCUUACCAAGACAUUACGUUUUUUAAUGCAGAAAUCGAACUUCCAUCUCUUAAAGAAGCAAUCAUCCACUUGUGUUAAAUUGCCCACAAUGUAACCCUGACAGUCUCUAUGGUAUAAAUUAUAGUGUUUAAAAUCUCGGGACUUCAGCUCAGCUGUUCCACUUUAAGGACAAUGUAAAGAACACAGGGUGGGAAAGAAACGCUGCUCGAGUGAAAAACCUGCCAUAACCGUUGUUGUGCAUGUUUAAUACAAGUAUACUCUUCUUUUCUUUUGUGAGCGGGAAAUUCAAUUUUUUCCUCACAAGUGCUGAAUACGAAUGUUAAUAUCUUGGUCUAGAGUUGGUAUCAGUGAUGUUAGUCGCGUGAAUCAAGUUCCAUGUAGAUUUUUGGAGAGGAAAUAUUGUGUCCUAUUGCCUAAAUACGCACCGUGUCUAGUGGUCCAUUAGGAGUAAAAUCCUAUAUUGCAUUUGCAGUUUUUUUUUAAAAUGUAUGUUACCAAGAUAGUGCACCAGUUUAAAAGAGCUUAAUUUGUUUUACAGAUGAAAUAUCUGUUAAUGAUUUAUUUCUUUGGCCUCAUUUUGGCAAUUCUCAGGUCUAAUUCAAGUACAGUCUCUUGUAUUUUUUGUCCCAGUAUUAAGUGCCUAGAAUACUUAUUUUUCCUGUGAACCACCGACAUUCUCAUUUUGUAUUUUUAUAUUUCCUUUCUUGUUCAUUAAAUGUUUAUUCCUUCUCUAA
Messenger RNA from Bemisia tabaci, 8263 nucleotides. RefSeq lists its product as uncharacterized. Gene Ontology annotation, molecular function: protein binding. The record is from RefSeq and is a predicted model, not a curated record. NCBI's taxonomy places the organism in Eukaryota, Metazoa, Arthropoda, Insecta, Hemiptera, Aleyrodidae.